Molecule: messenger RNA, 6645 nt
Organism: Wickerhamiella sorbophila
Lineage: Eukaryota; Fungi; Ascomycota; Dipodascomycetes; Dipodascales; Trichomonascaceae
Product: Protein URA2
Exons: 1
Coding region: 1-6645 (2214 amino acids)
Biological process (GO): L-glutamine metabolic process; UTP biosynthetic process; L-citrulline biosynthetic process
Cellular component (GO): cytoplasm; cytosol
Molecular function (GO): carbamoyl-phosphate synthase (glutamine-hydrolyzing) activity; ATP binding; aspartate carbamoyltransferase activity
Source: RefSeq, a predicted model, not a curated record
AUGUCAGUCUGCUUGCCUAUCUUUCCUCCGUUAAAUGAGAGCCACAAACUCACCACGCUGGAGCUUAAGAAUGGAUUAACUGUUCAAGGUUAUUCGUUCGGAGCCUCAAAGGCGGCUGCCGGCGAACUGGUCUUCCAGACUGGUAUGGUCGGCUAUCCUGAGUCCAUCUCGGACCCGUCUUAUGAAGGCCAGAUUCUGGUCAUCACUUUCCCGCUUGUUGGCAACUAUGGUGUCCCUGACCGCAAGGUUAUUGACGAUCUGGUCCCUCAGCUGCCCAAGUACUUUGAGUCCAACCGCAUCCACGUCGCUGGUUUGGUUGUUGCCUCGUACACUGAAGAGUAUUCCCAUUACCUCGCCAAGUCCAGCCUUGGAGACUGGCUUAAAGAGGAGGGAAUUCCUGCCAUUUACGGUGUCGAUACCCGUCGACUCACCCAGGUGAUCCGUAACGGUGGGUCCACUUUGGCCAGGAUCUGCACUCUGGACAACGCAGUUCCCGCCCUACAGGCUCAGUGGCCCACAAAUUUCGAGGUCCCCGAAUGGCGCGACCCCAACGUCGAGAACCUUGUUGCCCGGGUUUCCAAGCCCGAGUCUACCCUAUACCAGGUCCCCGAGAGUGUUUCUGUUCGCAACAAGGCUAACGGCAAACCCGUUCGCAUCUUGGCUGUCGACGUUGGUCUAAAAUACAACCAGAUCCGCUGCUUUGUCAAGCGCGGUGCCGAGUUGAAAGUAGUCCCCUACAACUACAAUUUCUUGGCCGAGCUUGACGAGUUCGAUGGUUUGUUCAUUUCCAAUGGCCCUGGUGACCCCGCCAUGAUGUCUGAUCUUGUCGAGCGUAUUCGCAAGGUUCUAGACUCUAAGAAGACUCCCGUCUUUGGUAUCUGUUUGGGUCACCAGCUCAUUGCUCGUGCAGCUGGCGCUUCCACCUUGAAGCUCAAGUUUGGUAACCGUGGUCACAACAUCCCUGCUACCAACUUGAUCUCUGGCCGAUGCCACAUCACAUCCCAGAAUCACGGUUUCGCCGUUGAUACUGCUACCCUGCCCAAGGGCUGGCAUGAGUUGUUUGUAAAUGCAAACGAUAACUCCAAUGAGGGUAUUUACCACGACUCGCUGCCCUUCUUCUCGGUUCAAUUCCACCCCGAGUCCACCCCUGGUCCCCGUGACACUGAGUUCCUAUUCGACACCUUCCUGGACACUGUUGUCGACUUUGCUAACACAAAGACACUCAAGCCCGUCACUUUCCAGAAGACUACCAUGCCACCCCGUGUUGACGUUAAGAAAGUCCUUGUUCUUGGUUCCGGUGGUCUUUCCAUCGGUCAGGCCGGUGAGUUCGACUACUCCGGCUCCCAGGCUAUCAAGGCUCUUAAGGAGGAAGGUAUUUACACGGUGCUGAUCAACCCUAACAUUGCUACCAUCCAGACUUCUAAGGGCUUGGCCGACAAGGUUUAUUUUUUGCCCGUCAACCCUGACUUUGUCCGCAAAGUCAUCAAGUACGAGCGCCCCGAUGCUAUUUACUGCACUUUCGGUGGUCAGACUGCCCUUUCGGUUGGUAUCGCUUUGAAAGACGAGUUCGAGAGUCUCGGCGUUAAGGUGUUGGGUACCCCCAUUGAUACGGUUAUCACAACAGAGGACCGUGAGCUGUUUGCUCGUGCUAUGGACGAGAUCGACGAGAAGUGUGCCAAGUCUGCCUCUGCCAACAAUGUUGAGGAGGCUGUUGCCGCUGCUAAUGAGAUCGGCUACCCCUUGAUCGUCCGUGCCGCGUAUGCGCUCGGUGGUCUUGGUUCCGGUUUCGCUGAUAACGAGAAAGAACUCCGCGACUUGUGUGCCAAGGCUUUUGCCGCUUCUCCUCAGGUUCUUGUUGAGCGCUCCAUGAAGGGUUGGAAAGAGGUUGAGUACGAAGUAGUUCGUGAUGCCUACGACAACUGUAUUACAGUCUGCAACAUGGAGAACUUCGAUCCUCUUGGUAUCCACACCGGUGACUCUAUCGUUGUUGCUCCUUCUCAGACGCUCAGUGACGAGGAUUACAAUAUGCUGCGUACCACCGCCAUCAAUGUCAUCCGUCACCUUGGUGUUGUUGGUGAGUGUAACAUCCAGUAUGCACUUAAUCCUUUCAGUAAGGAAUAUUGCAUCAUCGAGGUCAAUGCUCGUCUUUCUCGUUCGUCCGCUCUUGCAUCUAAGGCUACUGGUUACCCCUUGGCUUUCGUUGCUGCUAAGCUUGGUCUCAAUAUCCCCCUCAACGAAAUCCAGAACUCCGUCACCAAGUCCACUUGUGCCUGCUUCGAGCCCUCGCUUGAUUAUGUCGUUGUUAAGAUUCCUCGCUGGGAUCUUAAGAAGUUCACUCGUGUUUCCAAGGAGCUGUCUUCUUCGAUGAAGUCGGUUGGUGAAGUCAUGAGUAUCGGUCGUACUUUCGAGGAGGCGAUCCAAAAGGCCAUUCGCUCAACUGAUUAUCACAACCUCGGCUUCAGUGAGACUGAGGCUCUUAUGUCUAUUGAUAUUGACACUGAGCUGCAGACUCCCAGCGACCAACGUCUGUUCGCCAUCGCCAAUGCCUUCCAAAAGGGCUACACGGUUGAUCAGGUUUGGCAGCUCACUCGUAUUGACAAGUGGUUCUUGAACAAGCUGCACUACCUCAUCGAGUAUGCUAGACAGCUCACCACCUUCGCUGGCGCUAGCAUUCCUGAGCAGCGCAUGCGUGAGGCCAAGCAGCUCGGUUUCGAUGAUCGUCAAAUUGCCAAGUUCAUCCGCUCCAACGAGCUCAGUGUUCGUGAUAUGCGUAAGAAGAUGGGUAUUACUCCCUUUGUUAAGCGUAUCGAUACCGUCGCUGCCGAGUUCCCUGCUCACACCAACUACUUGUACAUGACCUACAACGCUGAUACUCAUGAUAUCGAUUUUGAUGAUCACGGUGUAAUGGUUCUUGGUUCCGGUGUCUACCGCAUUGGCUCCUCAGUUGAGUUCGAUUGGUGCGCCGUUCGUGCUGUCCGCACCUUGCGCCAGCAGGGUACCAAGACUAUCAUGGUCAACUACAACCCCGAAACCGUAUCUACCGAUUACGAUGAGGCUGAUCGCCUUUACUUUGAGGUCAUUAACCUUGAGCGUGUCCUGGAUAUUUACGAGCUCGAGUCUUCUUCUGGUGUCGUUGUAUCUAUGGGUGGCCAGACUUCUAACAACAUUGCUUUGCAGCUGCAUCGUCAAAACGUCAAGAUUUUGGGUACUUCUCCCGACAUGAUUGAUCGUGCUGAAAAUCGUUUCAAGUUCUCUCGUAUGCUUGAUUCUAUCGGAGUUGAUCAGCCUGAGUGGAAGGAGCUCACUUCUAUUGCCGAUGCUGAGGAGUUCGCCAACCGUGUUUCUUACCCGGUUUUGGUUCGUCCCUCUUAUGUUCUUUCUGGUGCUGCUAUGAACACCGUCUACUCGCAGGAUGACCUCGAGAACUACCUGAAGCAGGCUGUGGAGGUUUCUCAAGAUUACCCCGUUGUUAUCACAAAGUACAUUGAAGGUGCUAAGGAGAUCGAAAUGGAUGCUGUUGCUGUCAAUGGUCAAAUGAUUAUGCACGUCGUUUCCGAGCACGUUGAAAAUGCUGGUGUCCACAGUGGUGAUGCUACUUUGAUUGUUCCUUGCCAAGAUCUUGCUCCUGAGACUGUUGAGCGUAUCGUCGAUGCUACUGCCAAGAUCGGUAAUGCUUUGAACGUCACUGGUCCUUACAAUAUCCAGUUCAUUGCCAAGGACAACGAGAUCAAGGUUAUCGAGUGCAAUGUUCGUGCCUCUCGUUCGUUCCCCUUCGUUUCUAAGGUUAUGGGUGUUGAUCUGAUUGAGAUGGCCACUAAUGUCAUUGUAGGCAACCCUGUUGAGCCUUAUCCCCUAAAGGAUCUGCCUCAGGAGUACGUCGCUGUCAAGGUGCCCCAGUUCUCAUUCUCUCGUCUGUCAGGUGCUGAUCCUGUUCUCGGUGUUGAGAUGGCUUCUACCGGUGAAGUCGCCACUUUCGGCCGCAACAAGUACGAAGCUUAUCUCAAGUCGUUGAUCGCUACAGGCAUCAAGCCUCCCAAGAAGAACAUCCUUCUUUCCAUUGGUUCGUACAAGGAGAAACUUGAGCUUCUCCCUACUGUUCGUCGUUUGUACGAGAAUGGGUUCAACUUGUACGCUACUGCUGGUACUACCGAUUUCCUCAAGGAGCAUGGCGUCGAAGCCAAAUAUCUCGAGUUACUCGAUGACGAGAAGGAGAAGAAUGAGUACUCCCUCACCCAGUACUUGGCUAACAACAUGAUUGAUUUGUAUGUCAAUCUGCCAUCUUCUAACCGCUUUCGUCGUCCUGCAAGCUACAUGUCUAAGGGUUAUCGCACACGUCGUAUGGCUGUCGACUACGCUGUCCCUCUUGUCACCAACGUCAAGUGUGCCAAGCUGUUGUUUGAGGCCGUCCUUUUGCAACCCGACUUUGCUGUUUCUCCUAUCGACUCUCAGCUUUCUAAUACCGUUCUUCAGAUUCCUGGUGGCCUGGUCAACGUUGGCUGCUAUGUCCCUUCGUACAACAAGCCUGAUCAAAUCGAGCAGGUUCUCAACACUUCUCUUGCCAACGGUUUCUUGACAAAUGUCAUGCUUCCUGCUGCUGAGGAUAGCGCCUUGUCUUCCAGCUUCACGCUCGCUGCUGCUCGCUCUACUUUGGCCAAGAUCGGUAUCACUGACUUCUUGCUUACUCUUGCUGCAACUGAGUCCAACUCUCAACAGAUUGGAACUCUUUCUCAAGAUGCUGGUGCUUUGUACAUGUCUUUCCACUCAGCUCAGCCAUUGAAGAAUGUUAGCGAGGUGUCUGCUCACUUUGAGACCUGGAACGUCUCCAAGCCUAUCGUGACCGAUGGGUGUGGUGCUAACCUUGCUUCAGUCCUGCUCCUCGCCUCUCUUUACAAGUGUGCUGUUCAUGUGUCGAACGUCCGCCGUGAGGAGGACCUCAAGCUUAUUCAGAUCACUCGCGUUAGUGGUCUCAAGGUGACUUGUGAUGUCUCUAUUAUUUCCCUGUUUAUCUCUGGUGAUCAGAUUCCAGCUGCCAAGGAGCACUUGCCUUCUUCCGCUGAUCAGACUGCUUUGUGGGCCAGACUCAGAGAAAUUGAUGUUUUGAGCAUCGGCCAUGUUCCUGCUCAGGUUUGUGAGGUGCUUGGUAUUCCUUCUGCUGUCGCUGGAAUCAAGCUUGCUGUUCCUUUGCUUUCUGCUGCUGUUCGCGAUGGCCAUCUUACAGCUCAGGACAUUAUCACUAAGAUGAGUGUCAACCCUCGCAAGGUGUUUGGUUUGACAGAGCUCACCAACGCUUCUGUUGAAAUCGAUCUUGAUCGUCCCUGCGAGCUUGCUGAGUGGGCUACUAUCCAGGCUGCUGCUAAGGACAACUUCCGCCUUUGCGGAAGCGUUGACCGUGUUGAAUUUGCUGGCAAGGUCGUUGCGCUCGAGGGCUCCCUUGUUGGUGAGCAGCGCCUCGGCCAGGAUGCUGGUGUCUCUCAGGACAUGGAGGAUCGUCCUUCUGUUGGCAAAGCUCUGGCAGAUUCUCGCAAGGCUAUUAUGGACUCUAGAAUCAAGUCUCCUAUGGAUACCUCGCAAGCUACUGCCGAGCCUUCUACCCCCGUUGCUCGUCCCGAGCAGUCUCGCGCUGAAGCUCGCAGUUUGUCUUUCACUGACCGUGAUCGUCCUGUUCUGCGUCGGGAGCUUGCAUCUCGUGAGGUUCUCAAGGACCUUUUGCGCCGCAACCCAUUCUUGCGCAAGUCGGUUGUUUCUGUGCACCAGUUCACUCGUCGUGAUUUGCACGAUCUGUUCGACCUUGCUCAGGAAAUGCGUCUUGUUGUUGAGCGCAAGGGCUCGCUAGACCUGCUGAAGGGUCGUGUUCUUGCCACCAUGUUCUACGAGCCUUCCACUCGGACUUCGGCGUCAUUCGACGCUGCUAUGAAGCGUCUUGGAGGCAGUGUUGUGACUGUCACCUCCAACACUUCUUCUGUCCAGAAGGGUGAGACUCUGCAAGAUACUCUGCGCACUCUCAGCUCUUACUGUGAUGCUGUUGUUCUGCGCCACCCUGAGGAAUCUUCGAUGGAUAUCGCUACCAAGUACUUGUCUGUUCCUGUCCUGAAUGCUGGUAACGGACCUGGCGAGCAUCCGUCGCAGGCUUUCUUGGAUCUGUUCACUAUUCGUGAAGAGAUGGGCUCAGUCAACAACCUGACAAUUACUUUCAUGGGUGAUCUUAAGCAUGGCCGCACUGUGCACUCUCUGGUGCAGUUGCUUGACCACUAUCACAUCAAGGUCCAGUUGGUGUGUCCCUCCGGUCUUGCACUCCCUCAAGAGCUCCUUGCAAUGCUCCGUGCCUCGAACAAGAUCAAGACUAUCAGCGAGGUGUUGACUGACGAUAUCCUGGCUGACACCGAUGUGUUGUACUGCACUCGCAUCCAGAAGGAGCGCUUUGCCGAUCUGGCCGAGUACGAGGAGUACAAGAACGUUUACCGCGUUGAUAACUCUGUCCUUGCCAAGUGCAAGACACACAUGUGUAUCAUGCAUCCCUUGCCUCGUGUUAACGAGAUCGCCGAGGAGGUCGACUUCGACCACCGCGCCGCUUAUUUCCGCCAGAUGCGCUACGGCCUGUUUGUCCGCAUGGCUUUGCUGCUGAUGGUUAUUGGUGUAGACUUUUAA